CUCUUUCCUCUGUAUUACGUGUAACCACGGUUCAUUAUUAAAGAUAAAAGUCUUCUUCAGCAUCAUCCAAUCCAUUUAUAACCGUUAUUAUUAUUAUUCCAUCAUUCCAUCUAUUAUGGUCAUUGGUCUCCUUUAUUCUGAAGUCGUGGGCCGGAUGUGGUGCCGCUUGCCGCACCGCGCAGACAGGGGGCUGGACGCGGUGGCGGCAGACAGAGGAAGCAGCAGACCGCUCGGCUCGGCUCGGCUCGGUGAGAACGGAACUGUGAACGUUAGCUCCGGUGCCCUCACGGAAUUAACCCGGUGGCGAGGGGGAGCAUCAUGGCGACGCUGGGACCGGACUCCGCGGCUCGUCCUCCGCUCGGUUCUCCUCCGUCGACCCAGAACGUGCCUCCGAACCGCGGCUUGGAAAGAUCCCUGGAGGAGGCGGCGGCCAGCGGCGUCCUCAACAUCUGCUCCCGGAAACUGAAGGAGUUCCCCCGGACCGCGACUCAGCACGACCUGAGCGACACGGUGGAGGCAGACCUGUCAAAGAACCGACUGACAGACGUCCCCUCAGAGGUCUGUCACCUGGUGGCCCUGGAAACACUCAACCUGUAUCACAACUGCAUCAGGACCAUCCCAGACGGCAUCAUCACCCUGCAGUCCCUCACCUCCUUAAACCUCAGUCGUAAUCAGCUGGGCUCCCUGCCGGCCUGUCUCUGUGGUCUACCGCUGAGAGUCCUGAACGCCAGCAACAACAAGCUGGUCAGUCUGCCAGAGACCAUCAGACACCUGCACAACCUCAUGGAGCUGGACAUCAGCUGUAAUGAGAUCACGGCUCUUCCUCGUCACAUCGGCCGACUCAAAGCUUUACGAGAACUCAACGUUCGUCGGAACCUCCUCUGCGUCCUGCCAGAGGACCUGGCUGAUCUUCCUCUGGUGAAGUUUGACUUCUCCUGUAACAAGGUGUCCACCAUCCCAGUGUGUUUCAGGAAGAUGAAGCAGCUUCAGUCGCUCCAGUUAGAAAACAACCCGCUGCAGAGUCCACCCGCACAGAUCUGCUUGAAGGGAAAAGUUCACAUAUUCAAGUAUCUGAGCAUGGAGGCGUGUCGCAGUGAGAAGAUGCCCGACUCGCUCUACCUGCCCGUCAUCGAGCGGCUCAGCCUAUCACGGCCCAGCACCGGCAGUGUGGAGGACAUGGAGCAGCAGAAGAAGCAGGACAGCGACUCAGGAGUCGGCAGCGACAAUGGAGACAAGAGACUGUCUGCUACCGAGCCGUCGGACGAGGACAGUCUGAGUCUCAAUGUGCCGAUGAGCCACAUCACAGAGGAGGAGGGAAUCAGUAGAGACGACUCCAGUGAACACAUCAGCUCCUUGACAGCAGAUCCGAACUCGGACUCGGUGCGUCUGAUCGAGGAGAGCCCCACCGAGGCCCUGAAGGACCCGUUCGGCUACAGAGACUCGGCUCUCAGCACUCGCUUCGUCAGCUACAUCAAGGGUCGGUCGGCAGCAGACUUCGACGAGCCCCUCAGGAUAGAAGAAGACUCACCGUGGCAAACAAAACAAACGUCCAAGGUCCCCGGGGGCACGGAGCUCCACAUUGACAUGAUCAACCAGCUGCAGGAGGCGGUGGAGCUGCUGCAGGAUCCCAGCAGAGCGACCACGGAGCAGGACCAUGUGUCUGGAGUCCGGCUCUACCCGGUGGAGCUGGUCACAGUGGACGAGUCCCUCAAUGGUCAGGACAGCGAUGACGGCUCCACCACACCCAAGCGCCCUGCAGCCGCCGGACACCCGGCCCUCUGCAGUCCGCCGUUUGGACUGAAGCCCCGGUCAGCCCCGCCCUCGCUGCCCUGCUCGCCCCCUCCUUCCUGUCUCGACCCCUCCCUCCUCUCACAGGCCUCGCCCCUCCGUAGAGAUACGCCGCGUAGCCUGAAUGACGGAGGCUCGCUCAGCCGCGUGUUCCUGCGGAGCCACAAGAGUCUGGAGUCUGUGGAUCCUCAGUUCACCAUCAGGAGAAAGAUGGAGCAGCUGAGAGAAGAGCUGGAGCUCAUGGAGCAGCUCAGAGACAGCAUCGAGAGCAGACUGAAGGUCGUCCUCCCUGAAGACCUCGGCUCGUCUCUGAUGGACGGCGUCGUGCUCUGUCAUCUGGCCAAUCACAUUCGUCCUCGCUCAGUCGCCAGCAUCCACGUCCCCUCGCCUGCAGUGCCCAAACUCAGCAUGGCCAAGUGUCGGAGGAAUGUGGAGAACUUCCUGGACGCCUGCAGGAAGAUCGGUGUCUCUCAGGACCACCUGUGUCUCCCUCACCACAUCCUGGAGGAGAAGGGUCUGAUGAAGGUGAGCGUCAUGGUGCACGCUCUGUUGGACCGGGCCUCCCCCAAACACGCCUUCCUGACGUGAGCGAGCAGAGAGGGGCGGAGCUUCCACCGACCAACACGCUCAACAAACGCACGCCGGUAUCCACACGCCGACGCUCUGGCGCCACCCCGAGGCCGCUCUGCCUCGUCCCAGUAACAGAGUGUUUUUUAUUAUAUUCAAGGAUGCAAAGUGGUUUUAAACGAACUAAACUGAUUUAUUUACUAAUUCACACGAGGGAACUUCUGGGUGAUUCCGAAUCUAACAAGCAGAUUGAUGGAAGAGCCAGUGUCUGAUUGGACGAUGUAAACCAAUCACUUCUUCAGGUAAACACGAGAAACACAAACAGCUGAAGGUUGAAAAUACAACAACGAUCAAACAUAUGCAGACGAUCAAUGACUGUUUAUGAAGAUGGAUGAUUCCUCUUCCUCCCACUGAACUGACAUGAAGCCAAAUUAUUUCAGAUGUGGAGACUGACGUCAUUUAAAGAGUUGCCACAGGCUCUAAAUAUCGGGAAAUUAAUAAUAACCAAACUUAUCACGAACAUGAAAUAUUUAUUUCUGUUGUAUUUAGAUUUGUUUAGCUUGAUCCAGGUCCUAUGUUCUGACAUAGAGGAGGCGGGUUUAUACCACCGUCGCCCAGCAGGCGGAGAUCCAGAUGUUUGGCUUCAUGUCGUCCAUCUUGUUUUCCAGUCUACAUCAGGACCAGUACCAGGGCCACUGGGGAAACUUCUCAAGAAUAAAUUCAAAAUUAUUUUGAGGGGAAAAGUAAAAUUUCGAUAAAACUCUGAAAAGACCGAUCAUAUUUAGUUUUCUUAGUAUAAUGCCAUAAUAUCUUUAAUAUUUCUUUUCAUAGGGUUUUUAUGACAUGAUGUAUUAUUCUUUAAAGUUGUCUCAAUUCGUUCAUAUUAUUCUCAACAACGUGGCCCUAAUACUCUGCGAUAAUUACUUUAAAAUGUGGCAUUAAAUCUAAACAGGCACUUUGUCUUUUUAACAUUUAGUCUAAAACAAACUUUCUUCUUUCACCCGAUCGUGUCCUGAAGAGAAUUAAACCAAACCAGUUUGAACAUAGAGGGAGAACAAUGUGAGCCACAAUUCUAUUUAAAGAAAAACAUAUUUAUGAUGUAAAGAGAAGCUGAUGAGUUGUUGUAAACAUCCCAAAAAUAUUUUUCUCUAAUGUAUUUUAGGUAAAAGUCUUUCUUUUAUAAAAGUGUCUCUGCAGCCGAGUCUCCACUUCAUGUUUGUUCGAGGAUCUUUGUCUUGAAUCCAAAGUUCGUUCACUGAGAGAAUCGUUCAUCAAACAUCAAACCGCAGCUUCUGCGUCCGACAAGUUUCAUUUGCUUCUCGUGUCUGAGCUUCGAGCAUCGAGCGUCGAGUCUGAACAUCGAGAAGAAGCUGCUCAGUAAAUCUGUUAAAACACUUUUUUCCUCCAACGCGAUCAGAGCAGAAAUAAAACGUAACAUUCACACUGGAGCCGGAGACGUCGCCAUUUUCCUCCGUUCCUCUUCCUGUCGCCAACAUUACCCAGAGUUCAGUGAUGUGAUGAAUCGGCCUCCGGGGGCAGCAGCCGACAUGUAGCUGCCUCCCGUGUCGACCGACUCUGGAGUCGUGAGUUCAUCACCUCAGAUUCAAAGUUAAAGAGAAAACCUCCUGUGAGGAGUCUACACGUGUCCACCAGGUGGCAGAAUUCAUCGUACAUUUCACAGUUGCCAAAACAUUUUUUUCUCUCUUGUGAUAGUUUUUUUAUUUAAAUGUACAUAUUGUUUAUCACAAGUAUUCCCUGUUGUUGAAUUAAUAUUCAGUAUUUCUUCAUGUUCUGUAUAUUUCACAUCAGCAAAGAUUUCAUAAAAUCCAAAAGAAUUUCAACACUAUCGGCAGCUCGGAGAAACACAGGCACACCACGUCGUAAAUAUGUUUCAUAUAUCCGAUAAUAAAUUAGCAUCUGGUAACAGUAUUAUGUUUUUUCUUUUUGCUAAAAUCUGUAGUUCAUUUUUAUAAAAUCUUGAACUCCUGCUGAAGUCAAAGUCAAAACCAUCGACUGAAAACAGCCGGUCGACACGUCUCCACUGAUACACCAGUGUGAUAAGAACCUAAAACCACAGAAACCAUCUCGAUUCUAUCGUGUUUGGUCCGUGUCCCAUCUGCGAACACGGAGGAGGAGGGUCAAUGACCUGUCCUGCAGCCAGGGGGCGACAGGGUUGAGUUUCAUGUCGUCCAUCUUAAUUUAGUCAGUGGUUAAAUAUCAGGAUCAUCGUGGUGAGUCGAGCCGAAAGGGAAAUUAACGACGUCACUUAGAUUUUCUGUAAAUGUGUUUCCACGUCUGUACGUUUUCUACGUUUCACAGAUUUCACUGACGUAUCCUCGGAGUUUUGGGGAAAAUAGAAUCAACUGCUUCCUCCGACAGAAUCUGCACUUUAAACUUUUUAACUUCUCUAUUUAUAUCUUUGUUUUGGCAACUGAGAAAAUCUUCACUCACCUAAAAUCUGAAGCGAAGGAUCAAACUUUUACAAAUGUGACGCUGAUGUAAAUUGUGUAAAUGUGGUGUGAAAAUCCUGCUGAACACAAAGCAGAGUUGUUUCCUGUUUUUUUGUAAAUACAGUUGUAAACUGUCCAGAAACGACCUGCGCUCACAUUUUUCUACUUUUCUGACCAGGAGGAACUUUAUUUUUGAGGUUUGUUGAGAUUUGAUGUAACGCACCCUUUUGUAACUCUCUGUGAGCCUUUUGUGUAAUUUGUUGUACAGCAACUGAUUUAAAUGCAUGAAAUGUCCCUUUAAUGUCGCCUUAACUGCUGUGAAUACUGUAAAUACUGUAAGUGUUUCUCAUCACUUCAUCAGUAAAGACCUCAUCUGUCAAACGA
Messenger RNA from Platichthys flesus (European flounder), 5189 nucleotides. RefSeq names its product leucine-rich repeats and calponin homology (CH) domain containing 1 (gene lrch1). Gene Ontology annotation, molecular function: protein binding. The record is from RefSeq and is a predicted model, not a curated record. The transcript has 19 exons. NCBI's taxonomy places the organism in Eukaryota, Metazoa, Chordata, Actinopteri, Pleuronectiformes, Pleuronectidae. Bases 319 to 2376 code for a protein of 685 amino acids.